Messenger RNA from Macrobrachium nipponense, 2147 nucleotides. RefSeq names its product E3 ubiquitin-protein ligase TRIM32-like. The record is from RefSeq and is a predicted model, not a curated record. The transcript has 4 exons. The coding region runs from base 109 to 1278 and encodes 389 amino acids. NCBI's taxonomy places the organism in Eukaryota, Metazoa, Arthropoda, Malacostraca, Decapoda, Palaemonidae.
AGGGUUUUCCUCAAGACGAAAUCUUCAAAUCAGGAACUACUGAAUUUAGAGCAAAGGUCCAAAUCCUGCGUAUUGUCUCCGCUUCUAGUCCUUAGGUGGUCAGCUGAAAUGGCCUCUCAUCCACCAAUGGAGUGUGGGAUCUGUCAUGAAAUUCUAGACGGGGAAGAGCGUUGUCCCCUCCUGCUUCCUUGUUGCCACUCUGUCUGUGCAGCCUGCAUCAGGCAGCUCAUUGAUAAUGACUCAAACUCAAACUCCUGUCCCUUCUGUCGUAAGGCUUUCACUGGUACAUCUACAAAGUCCUUUAGCCCUAAUUUCGCCUUGCUUGAUAUGCUGAAAUAUGUCAAAAGAUCACAAGAGUACAGUGAACGUCCUUUGCCCAAAAUGAGGAAGAGAAGAGCUUUUGAGGAGUGGUUCAAGGGUAUUGAAAAUGACACUGACAAAAUUUGUAGAGAAAACAAAGUAACUUGUUGCGAUAUUGAAAACUUAAUGGAAAGACUUACAAAACUAGAGACAGUACUAAGAGUCGCCAAUAGAAAGAUAGAUAACGAAAUUACAAGAGACUUGAUGGAAACCAAGAAAGCCAAUGAAAAGUUGGUCAGAUACAUCCAAGAAGUGAAUGAGAACCUGAAGAGUUUCCUCUCCGAGGCUAAAGGAAGACAACUUGACUUGGAAGAGGUACAAAGCAACUUGAAGCCAACUGAGGAUUUCAUCUCAUCAUCUCAGUUGUUGGACGAAACGGAGAAAAGCAGUCACAGAUGGAAGGAGGAAUUGAUGAGAGAAAAGGUGCUGGUAAAUGGAUAUAAGAAACAUACCAAUAUAAUAGCCAAGGUGGCGGAGAAACGUAAGAGCAACUUGACUGUUACAAGCGGAGCCCUGUCAUCAUGCCUAGCACUGGAAGAAGGAGAGGUGGAAUUUCUGAAAAGUCUGAAUGAAAAAAUUGUAAUGUUACAUUGGACCAACAGCAUGGGGUGUAUGGCAGAGGAAAAUUUACAGAAGUUUGUCAGUGCAGUUCAAAGGGCAGUCGUCUUCUUAGCGGGCAACAGCAGAAUGUUGAGGUCUUUGUUUGAGGAAAAGUUGCCGAUGUUGGGUGCUACAGUUCACGAUGCUGUCAUUCCGCCUCUGAGGAAAAGCAGCAUAUUGAUGCUUUUGCUUGAGAAAAAGCAGCAGAUGUUGGAUAAAGCAAGUCAUUCAACAUGGAAUUACCAGGCAUGGACAAAUUCAAUAUGGAGUUACCAGGCAUGGACCAGGAUGAGGGAGAAUACCCAAAGAGGAGAAUAAAUCUGAGGCCUUUCAAAGCACAGAAGAUUACAGCGAUUUGAUGAAGGGAAACAAGAGAGAACUUAUCGACAAAAGAUUCAAAAUAGUGCUGUAGUAUCCAUUAUACCAAAACUAUAUAUGAGAUUAGAACCAUUUGAUGUUCUGAAAGCAACUCAUAGAAUUACUGUUCACAAGUACUCUUAAGGUCAUGUAGAACUGAAUCAGGCCCUUCGCGGUUGAUUUUCAAUGUUAUGAAUGUAAUGUAAUCUUAAAGUUCUUUUGUCUGCGGUGAGAGAUUGAGUCUUAUAGCACUCUUUCUUACCUUUUAUUAUUUGGAAAACGUUGACUUUCCCAUGGUCAUAUUUCUUUGCUAAUUUAAAUGUAAAGAGAAAAAGUUCAUAUUCUAAAUUCUCUGGGUGUGAGGAGAUAUGUGUGACAAAAUUUUGGCAAGUAUUUUCAAUAUUUGGUGUUAAAUGGACACCUUGUUAUUCUGUACAUUCCUUAGAAGGAUACCACCCACCGUGUUCCUUAGGUGGCACACUGAGCAGCUUUCCUUGUGACCCAGUUGCCUUGCUUUCCACAUUUUCCUUCCCAUCUCCUUCCAGUAAAUUCUUGCCAGAAAGUUGUCAAGCUUUUUCACAUUUCACUUUGCGGGUCUUACAAAACAAAUCCUUCCAGCUAAGUAUUAGAGUCGGGAAACGUGACUCUCCAGCUAACCAUGAAUGAAUAUUUCAUGAAGAAAGAGUUUAAAUUUUGAUACAAGUGUACAAGUUUUCUUUAUUUCUGUUUAAAGAAUGUGGUUAACAGGAAGUAGUAAUGUUUUGUUUGUGUGUACACAUUAUAUAUGUAUAACAGGACAGGCCAGGGUGUAUGAUUUUACUUUGGGAAUA